GUUGCUUAUUUAUACUCGCUUUGCGCACGCGAGGGAGGAGGGUUAUGGCGAUUGGAUGGCGCUCCGCCGUCGCGCUCGCGCUGCUACUGGCGCUGGAGGGUUUGGGGCAAUUUCCAGCGGCUUUGGCAGAGAUUGAGAGUGUAAAUGAUCGUCUAGAGACGAGAUUGACUAAGCAUGCGAAAAAUCACUGCGCAAUGUAUGAUGUUUGUGGACAACGAGAGGAUGGAAAGGCGUUGAACUGUCCGAUUUCGGUGCCUGCGGUCACGCCGAGUUCUUCGUUCUCUCACAAAGUCCAGAGCCUUUGCCCGACUAUUACUGGAGAUGUCUGUUGUACUGAGCAGCAGUUUGAUAUUCUCCGGAGCCAAGUUCAGCAGGCUGUUCCUUUUUUGACUGGAUGCCCUGCGUGCUUGAGGAACUUUCUUAAUCUUUUUUGUGAGCUCUCUUGCUCUCCCGACCAGAGCCUGUUUAUUAACGUGACUUCUACGGUCCAGGUUCGUUUCGUUUCUAUUUGUCUUUUGCCAACGAACAGUUUGCAGCAAAACUCUACGACGUCUACUGUAGACGGCAUUGAGUUUUUCCUUUCCGAGGAGUUUGGAGUAAAUCUCUUUAACUCCUGCAAAGAUGUUCAAUUUGGAGCUCUUAAUACUCGAGCAAUGGACUUUGUGGGUGGCGGAGCGAAAACAUACAAAGAGUGGCUUGCAUUUAUUGGCCGGCAGGCUGAUUUAUAUGAACCUGGAUCACCUUAUUACAUCAAGUUCCACACGUCAGCUAACGAGUCCUCGCCAAUGUCACUCCUCAACACGAAAAUGUUUCCAUGCUGGGAUGCGUCACUCUCUUGUUCGUGUGGCGACUGCCCGGGGGCCAAGGAAUGUACAGAAUCCUCUUUACCACCAUCUCCUCAGAAGAACGCUUGUAGUGUCGAAAUUGGCGGGACAAAGAUUCUAUGUAUAGACCUGGGGCUUGGAAUCUUAUACCUUCUGUUAUUAGUGGGAAUUGUGGCUUGGCUAUGGGUUACUACUCGUCGUUACGAAGAACCUUCUGACGGAGAGAUUAGAGAGGAACUUUUGCAAUCAGAAGAGACGAAUGGGGUGGAAAUUACCCCGGUUGAGGGACUGGAAAAGGACGAAACAUCCACACCUGAAUCUCAUGAACCUGUUCUGGAAAAGUUUUUGUCGAGAUGGUUCAGGUCGCAGGGAACGUGGAUCGCUAGACACCCUGGUGUGGUUCUGCUUCUGUCGAUACUCGUGACCAUAAUUCUGUGCAUUGGGCUUGUCAAAAUGAAUGUUGAAACGAACCCUGAAAACCUCUGGGUUAGUCCCGGGAGCGCAGCAGCGACAGAGAAAAAGUUUUUUGAUACGGAGCUUACUCCUUUCUAUAGAAUUGAACAGCUGAUCUUGGCAACCCUUCCGGAUGAAAACGGAGUGUCUCCUCCUAUUUUGACAGAUGACAACCUUAAGCUUAUGUUUGAAAUCCAAAAUAAGGUUGACGAUUUGAGAGGAAACCUUUCUGGAAGAAUGGUUUCUCUCCAAGAUAUUUGCAUGAAACCUUUCGGAACAGUUUGUGCUACGCAAAGUGUUCUGCAGUAUUAUAAGAUGGACCGCCAAAAAUUUGACGACGAUGAGGGAGCGAGCCAUGCGGCAUUUUGCUUUGAUCAUUACUCGUCCUCGGAAAAUUGUCUCAGUGCAUACCAGUCGCCUGUGGAUCCUAGUACAGCCGUUGGUGGUUUCGAAGGCACAAAUUAUACUCAGGCUACUGCGUUUGUUGUAACAUAUCCCGUCAACAAUGCUGUGAGCAGCACCGAAGGUGCAAAUGAUGCUGCUAUUGCCUGGGAGAAGGCUUUUGUGCGUUUGGCAAAGAAAGAGCUUCAGCAAUUGGCAAGUUCACACAACUUGACUCUCGCAUUUUCGUCUGAGAGCUCUGUACAGUCCGAGCUAGAGAGAGAAAGUUAUGCGGAUGUUGUAACGAUUCUUGUGAGCUAUCUGGUUAUGUUCUUGUAUAUAUCCUUCACUUUGGGAGAUUCAUUACCAGAAGUUGCUCCGUUUUAUGUCACGUCCAAGGUGUUUCUUGGUUUAGGAGGGGUUAUCAUUGUUGCAUUCUCAGUUCUAGGAUCUGUUGGUUUUUUCAGUGCUGUUGGUGUUAAAUCCACGCUUAUCAUUGCUGAAGUCAUUCCAUUUCUUGUCCUUGCGGUGGGAGUCGACAACAUGUGUAUUCUAGUGCAUGCGCUUAAACGCCAGGAACCUGAACUUCCUCUCGACCUUCGAGUUGGAUAUGCUCUUGCCGAAGUAGGUCCAUCUAUCACACUCGCAAGCCUUGCAGAGUUCUUAGCUUUCGCUAUUGGAUCGUUCACGCCCAUGCCUGCCUGCCGUGUGUUUUCUAUGUUCGCGGCUUUUGCGAUACUCUUAGAUUUUCUACUUCAGAUUACGGCUUUUGUUUCUCUUCUUACUUACGACUUUACGAGAACUGAAGCGAACCGCGUAGAUUGUUUGCCUUGUAUCAAAGCCCGAGAGCGUGACUACAAUGCAGGAUACCCGAACCGUGAAGGACUCAGAGGGGAAGGAGGAGCUGGUCUAGUUUCUGUUUAUAUGCAGAAAGUGCACGCACCGUUCCUUCUCAAGCCUGCUGUGAAGGCCGUUGUCCUGGCAGCUUUUUCUGCUCUACUUCUAGUGAGCAUCGCACUUGCUGUAAGGCUUCCGGCUGGUCUGAACCAACAAAUUGUCCUUCCUCGGGAUUCUUACUUACAGGGUUAUUUCAACAACGUGACAAGUCAUUUAAGAAUAGGACCUCCUCUGUAUUUUGUGGUUCAAGACUAUAACUACAGCGCACAAAGUAAUCAGACCAACAAAUUGUGCUCUAUCAGUCACUGCCAUCCAGACUCACUGCUUAACGAGGUCUCGAGGGCCGCCCUUACGCCUCAGACAAGCUUCAUAGCUAGACCGGCGGCUUCAUGGCUAGAUGAUUUUCUCGUUUGGCUGUCUCCGGAUGCAUUUGGAUGCUGUCGUACUUUCCCUGACGGCAGUUACUGCCCUCCUGAUGACCAGCCCCCUUGUUGUCCUGAAUGGGAGGACUACUGCGGUUUGAGUGAGACUUGCAAGGACUGCACUACGUGCUUCCUCCAGUCUGAUUUGAUCGACGGGCGUCCUACCACUGAGCAGUUUAGAAAGAAACUACCAUGGUUCUUGGAUGCGUUGCCGUCUGCCGAUUGUUCGAAAGGAGGUCGAGGCGCAUACUCCAACAGCCUCAACUUGAGUGGUUACAAGAAUGGAACUAUUAGAGCAUUUGAGUUCCGCACCUAUCAUACAGCUCUCAACAAACAAACUGACUAUAUUGAUGCGUUGAGAGCUGUGAAGGACUUCACCGCUCGCGUGUCAAAGUCACUAAACAUAUCAGUUUUCCCAUAUUCAGUUUUCUAUAUUUUCUUCGAGCAGUACUUAGACAUAUGGAAGAACACACUGAUCAGCCUCGUGCUCGCAGUUGCUGCCGUAUUCCUCGUCUGUCUAGUUGUGACCACCAGCCUAGCUACGGCAGGAAUCAUCCUUCUCGUCAUUUUAAUGAUAGUCAUCAACUUACUCGGGCUCAUGUCAAUCUGGACCAUUCAGCUGAACGCUGUCUCGGUCGUCAAUCUCAUCAUGUCCGUGGGGAUUGCCGUGGAGUUCUGCGUUCACAUCACGCACGCAUUCUCGGUUAGCACAGGCGAUCGAUCAAUGCGAGCAACAAAAGCUCUGACAACAAUGGGAGCCUCCGUGUUCAGUGGGAUCACCUUAACCAAACUCGUCGGAGUCGUGGUUCUCGUCUUUGCUCGCUCGGAGAUCUUUGUGAUCUACUACUUUCGAAUGUAUUUCGGAUUGGUGGUUUUGGGAUUUCUCCACGGCCUCGUCUUUCUUCCAGUUCUCUUAAGCAUUUGCGGUCCACAAUCAGUAAGCGCUAUGGAUUGAUCAAAGCAAAGAAAACGAGCUUUUGUACAUUUGAUAGAAUUCACUAAGUUAGAAUAAACGAGUGAAAAAGUCCGUUAGCGA
This is a messenger RNA of Selaginella moellendorffii, 4013 nucleotides long. RefSeq names its product NPC intracellular cholesterol transporter 1. Bases 45 to 3932 code for a protein of 1295 amino acids. The transcript is spliced from 35 exons. Gene Ontology annotation, molecular function: lipid carrier activity. Lineage: Eukaryota; Viridiplantae; Streptophyta; Lycopodiopsida; Selaginellales; Selaginellaceae. Gene Ontology annotation, cellular component: membrane. The record is from RefSeq and is a predicted model, not a curated record.